Messenger RNA from Salarias fasciatus (jewelled blenny), 2432 nucleotides. RefSeq names its product mannosidase, alpha, class 1A, member 2 (gene man1a2). Gene Ontology annotation, biological process: mannose trimming involved in glycoprotein ERAD pathway; carbohydrate metabolic process. The transcript is spliced from 14 exons. The coding region runs from base 451 to 2397 and encodes 648 amino acids. Gene Ontology annotation, cellular component: Golgi membrane; extracellular exosome; endoplasmic reticulum. Gene Ontology annotation, molecular function: calcium ion binding; mannosyl-oligosaccharide 1,2-alpha-mannosidase activity. Lineage: Eukaryota; Metazoa; Chordata; Actinopteri; Blenniiformes; Blenniidae. The record is from RefSeq and is a predicted model, not a curated record.
CCGGAGCAGCGGCAGCUUCAGCGGCAGCGGGGCUCCGUUCAGUCCGUCGCCGCAGCCCUCCGGAGCGGCCAGCAUCCUCCCAGCGGCCCGCCGAGCUCCGAACGCUAUGUGGCCGUGAACCGUUCGGCCGGACAGUGUCGGGACAUUUCGUGGACAUGAGGACACCGGCGGACCGGGAACCGUGCCGGGCAUCGACGAUUUUCACCCCGCAAAAGAGAAAAGAGUCGUCAUGACCGUUUUCCUGCUGACUCGUCACUCCUGCGCCGAGGGACCUGGGCCGUUUUCGCUCUCUGGACGUACCCACGCAGGGAUGAGAUAAUAAAGUCAGCCGGGCGGUGCAUGCUGCUACGACGACACCUGUGGCACCCGUAGACCCACCCCGCCUCCCCCGCCCCCCUCCGGCCCCCCUCCAGCCCCCUCCCUGAGUUCACAGCGUUUCACCAGUCCAAAAUGACGACGCCGGCGCUGCUGCCGCUGUCGGGCCGCAGGAUACCCACCCUGUCGCCGGGCGCCUCCUCUUUCCCGCACCACCGCGCCACCUUGAGGCUGUCGGAGAAGUUCAUCCUCCUGCUGAUUCUCAGUGCCUUCAUCACUCUGUGCUUCGGGGCCUUCUUCUUCCUCCCGGACAACUCCAAGCACAAGCGCUUCGACCUGGGCUUGGAGGACGUGCUCAUCCCUCACAUCGACACGCCGAAAGAGGGGAAGCACGCCUCGGGACAGGUGGUCAUACACGGACAGGGAGGACACGACGAGCACAGACACAGGGAGGAGGAGGAGAGCCUGCGAGACAAGAUCCGCGCCGACCACGAGCGAGCGCUGCAGGAGGCGAAGGAGAAGCUGAGGAAGUCCCGCGAGGAGCUGCAGAAAGAGAUCCAGACCGAGAAGAGCAAAGUGGUGGAGGACCUGAAGAAGAAGGACGCCGGGCCGAAGCCCCUGCCGCCCGUCCCCAUGCCCAAGGUGGUGGGAGUCAGCGACGGCGAGCCCACGGAGCCCAACGUCAAAGAGAAGCGCGACAAGAUCCGAGAGAUGAUGAAGCACGCGUGGGACAGCUACCGGCAGUACGGCUGGGGCCACAACGAGCUGAAGCCCCUCGCCAAGAAGGGACAUUCCACCAACAUCUUUGGUAACUCUCAGCUCGGAGCCUCCAUUGUGGACGCUUUGGACACUCUGUACAUCAUGGGUCUGCACGACGAGUUCAAGGACGGCCAGGAGUGGAUCGAGCAGAACCUGGACUUCGGCGUGAAUGCCGAGGUUUCAGUGUUCGAGGUCAACAUCCGAUUCAUCGGUGGACUGCUGGCCGCCUACUACCUCUCCGGACAGGAAGUCUUUAAACUGAAGGCUGUCCAGCUGGCUGAGAAGCUCCUCCCUGCAUUCAACACCCCCACUGGCAUCCCCUGGGCCAUGGUCAACCUGAAGAGCGGUGUGGGCCGGAACUGGGGCUGGGCGUCGGCCGGCAGCAGCAUCCUGGCGGAGUUUGGGACUCUCCACAUGGAGUUCGUUCACCUCACCUACCUGACCGGAAACCCUGCCUACUACCAGAAGGUGAUGCACAUUCGGAAGCUUCUGGCCAAAAUGGACCGACCCAACGGGCUCUACCCGAACUACUUGAACCCGCGCACCGGCCGCUGGGGCCAGCACCACACCUCCGUCGGCGGCCUGGGGGACAGUUUCUACGAGUACCUGCUGAAGGCGUGGCUCAUGUCAGACAAGACCGACACCGAAGCUCGCAAGGCCUACGACGACGCCAUCGAGGCCAUCGAGCGCCAUCUGAUACGCAAAUCCAACGGCGGCCUGACCUUCAUUGGCGAGUGGAAGAACGGCCACCUGGAGAGGAAGAUGGGCCACCUGGCCUGCUUCGCCGGCGGCAUGUUCGCGUUGGGCGCCGACGGCUCGCCGGACGACAAGGCCGGGCACUACCUGCAGCUGGGAGCCGAGAUCGCACACACCUGCCACGAGUCGUACGACCGCACAGUGCUGAAGCUCGGUCCGGAGGCCUUCAAGUUCGACAGCGGUCUGGAGGCGGUGGCGGUCCGGCAGAACGAGAAGUACUACAUCCUGCGGCCGGAGGUCAUCGAGACCUACUGGUACAUGUGGAGGUUCACCCACGACCCCAAGUACCGGCAGUGGGGCUGGGAGGCGGCGCAGGCCAUUGAUAAGUACUGCAGGGUGAGCGGGGGCUUCUCGGGGGUGAAGGACGUCUACUCAUCCAACCCAACCUACGACGACGUGCAGCAGAGCUUCUUCCUGGCCGAGACGCUCAAGUAUCUCUACCUGCUGUUCUCCAGUGACGACCUGAUGCCGUUGGAGAGCUGGGUCUUCAACACGGAGGCUCACCCGCUGCCGGUGCUCCACCUGGGCAACAUCACCCUGCCGGGCAGCGAGCCGGCCCGACGGUAGAGGCCGGACGGACCAGCAGGGGGCGCCGCUCGGUC